Molecule: messenger RNA, 451 nt
Organism: Racocetra persica
Lineage: Eukaryota; Fungi; Glomeromycota; Glomeromycetes; Diversisporales; Gigasporaceae
Source: the annotation of a GenBank genome assembly
AUGUCUCAAGAAUUUGGAAAUUUCAGUGACAUCGAACGUAAAAAUGUCAGUUCGACAACUAUUGUCGAAUUUGAAAAUUUCAAUGACAUCGAACGUAAUAAUGUCAGUUCGACAACUAUUGCCGAAUUUGAAAAUUUCAGUGACAUCGAACGUAAUAAUGUCAGUUCGACAACUAUUGUCGAAGUUGAUAAUCCAAUCAAUUCCCCUUUGCAUACAGCAAAUGAAUUAUCCGAUUCUAACACCAUUAACACCACUAAUAACGACAUCGAAGAUACCAUUAAAUUCGACAAUAACAUUUCCAAACAUUUAUCGAUCUGGAGGAAGAGAUUAAUUCUCUUAAUUGUCUCUAUCGCUGCCAUGAUAUCUCCAAUGGCUGAUACCAUCCUAUAUCCAGCACUUGUACAGAUAUGCUCAGACUUUCAAGCCCCCGAAAUCUUUGUAAAUGUCUUAG